UGAAAAAUCUCCUCCGGGAUUCUCUGUUCAAGUCCAUCGGAUCCCAGGACUGGAAACAGAUUGAAAAAAACAACAACAACCUUUGGAGACCCAAGAGAUCCACAGGGUCCUUCUGGAUCCCUGUCAGAGAAGAGGCCAAAAUGGAUGCAAUCCACCCAGAAUGGAAAGGCGUGGGGAAAGACCCCAUUGCCGCUCAGCCUGGGAACGGUGUGGAGGUCUGGGUAGGACCUGGGCAGAAGAUCCCAGAGGAGGAAGCCCUCAGUUCUGAGAUCCAACAUUGGUACUUCAGGAACAGCCCCUUUCAGGAGGCCGAAGGACCGCGAGAGCUUUGCAGCCGCCUUCAUCGUCUUUGCUGGGGGUGGUUGCAGCCCGAAAAGCACACCAAGGCUCAGAUGUUGGACCGGGUGAUCUUGGAGCAGUUUCUGGCCGUCCUGCCGAGGGAGAUGCAGCGCUGGGUGCGGGAGUGCCGAGCGGAGACCACUUGCCAGGCGGUGGCCCUGGCCGAAGGUUUCCUGCUAAAUCAGGCGGAGGAGGAGGAGGAGCAGGAAGGGUAUCAGGUUCUGAGGUCUUUCCUGGAGAUUGGCAUCAAGUGUCCUGAAGAAAAGGUGGAUCCUGCAAAUUCCUCUCACAGUCCAUGUCUCAGAAGGAUUUCCAAGGAGGAUGGUCAAUAUCAGGACAACUCAAUAGGGAGCCAAAUGGAGCCACCGUUGUUCAUCGGUUCCUCUCCUUGUACUGAUGGAGAUGAUGAAUCUCCAGCUCAGGGUCCUGUUUCUUUUGAGGAGGUAGCCAUCCAUUUCAACAAUGAAGAGUGGUUGCUACUAGAUCCUAACCAAAAAACCCUGCACCGAGAGGUCAUGUUGGAAACAUCUAGGAUUGUGGAUUCUUUAGUUGAGGAUCCGGACACUGAAAAUUACCAAGAGCCAGCUGUGGUGCCAUCACCAAUAAUCAAAAUUGAAAUACAAGGAGAUACGUCUUCAGAUAAGUGCGGAAAAGGAAGAUAUGAGGAAAACCAGUCUUACAGUUGGAGAGAAAAAGCCAUUCUCAAAUGCACAGAAAUGGAUAACUUCCUGACCCAACAGGAUUGUAAAGAAAGCAGAAUGGGAAAGCGUCGAGGAAGUGGCGAAAUACUUCAAGCGAAACCCAACUUCAGUAACCAGCGCAAAACUGGAAAGCAUUUCAGUCAUCAGAGCAACGUUAUUCCCCGUAAAAUGAUCCACGUGAGGGAGAAGCCCUAUAAAUGUGUGGACUGUGGAAAGAGCUUUAGGUGGAGAGGAAAUCUAACGAUCCAUAAAAAGAUCCACUCGCGGGGAAAACCCUACAAAUGCGCGGACUGUGGAAAAAGCUUCAGUAUGAACAGUUCCCUUACUUCUCAUAAAAGGAUCCAUACGGGGGAGAAACCCUUUCAAUGCACAGUGUGUGGGAAGAGCUUCAGUUUGAACAGGUGCCUUGUUUCUCAUAAGAGAACCCAUCUAGGAUUGAAACUUUAUAUAUGCAAUGAAUGUGGGAAAAGUUUUAUUUUCAGCAGCUCCCUUACUAAUCACAUUGGUACCCACACCAGAGAGAAACUAUAUCACUGUACUGACUGUGGGAAAAGCUUCCGGUGGAAAAGUCACCUUACUUCCCAUGAAAGGAUGCACACAGGGGAGAAACCCUAUGAAUGCAAGGACUGUGGGAAAAGCUUCAGUAUGAACAGUUCUCUAAGUUCUCAUAAAAAGAUCCAUACAGGAGAGAAGCCCUAUCAGUGCAUGUUGUGCGGGAAGAGCUUCCGGUUGAAAGGUCACCUUACUUCCCAUAAAAGGAUGCACACGGGAGAAAAACCAUACCAGUGCAUGGAUUGCGGAAAGAGUUUCAGUAUGAGUAGUUCUCUGACUUCUCAUAAAAGGAUCCACACCGGAGAGAAACCUUAUAAAUGUCUGGAAUGCGGGAAAAACUUCAGCAAAAGCAGUAUUCUUAAUUCCCAUAAAAGGAUCCACACAGGAGAGAAACCCUAUCAAUGCCUGGAUUGCGGAAAGAGUUUUAACAACAGGAAUCACCUUACCUCCCAUAAAAGGGUCCAUACAGGAGAGAAACCCUUUAAGUGCACAGAGUGCGGAAAGAGCUUCAGUUACAGCGAUUCUCUUACUUCUCAUAAAAGGAUCCAUACAGGAGAAAAACCCUACAAGUGCAUGGAGUGUGGAAAGUCCUUUAUUCAGAGCAGUCACCUUACUUCCCAUAACCGAAUACACACCGGGGAGAAACCAUAUAAAUGCACGGAGUGCGGAAGGAGCUUUAGCAGCAGCAGCUCCCUUAUUUGCCAUAAAAGGAUCCAUUCGGGGUUGAAACCUUACGUAUGCAAGGAAUGUGGGAAGAGUUUUAUUUCAAGCAGCUCCCUGACUAAUCACAUUAGUAUCCACAUAACUGAGAAACUGUACCAGUGCGCAGAGUGCGUGAAAAGCUUCAGGUGGAAAAGUCAACUGAUUUCCCACAAGAGAAUACAUACAGGAGAGAAACCCUAUCAAUGCGCGGACUGUGGAAAAAGUUUCAGCCUGAACAGUUCCCUUACUUCUCAUAAAAGGAUCCAUACGGGAGAGAAACCCUACAAAUGUGCAGAGUGCGGAAAAAGCUUCAGCAAAAGCUGUAACCUUACUUCCCAUAUCAGGAUCCAUACGGGAGAGAAACCCUAUCAGUGUACAGAGUGUGGGAAGAGCUUCAGUUUGAACAGUUCUCUUACUUCUCAUAAAAGGAUCCAUACAGGAGAGAAAAAAAUAUACAUUAACGAUGUGUGGAAAGAACUGAAUGUGGAACAAUCAAUUUAUUUCCCAUAAAAAGACCUACAUAAAAGGAUCCGCUUUAAGGAUGCAGAAGUACAAGAAUCCUGUGAAAAGAGAACGAAGGAAAUGGAGUCGAAACACCAAGCAGCUGAGAAAGCUGGAAAAAGGAGCCGUCGGGCAGCUUGGGCGCAAACCGGGCAGAAGAUCCUAAAGGAGGAAGCCAUGACUUCAGAGAUCCAGCGCUGGAGCUUCCGGAAUGUCCGCUACCAGGAAGCCAAAGGGCCGCGAGAACUUUGCAGCCAUCUCCAUCGUCUUUGCCGUCGGUGGCUGCAGCCAGAAAGACGCACCAAGGCCCAGAUGUUGGAUCUGGUACUUUUGGAGCAGUUCCUAGCUACCCUGCCUUCAGAGAUGGAGAGCUGGGUGCGGGAGUGUGGGGCAGAGACCAGCUCCCAGGCGGUGGCCCUGGCCGAAGGCUUCCUCCUGAGCCAGGCGGAGGAGCAGAAGGAGAAGGGAGAACUGCAGAUUCUGGAGAUGAUCACAGAACAUCCCAUGAGAAGGAAAGACCGGUCUGAUCCGACUCAGGAGCUGCUUCCCACAGUCACCUCCCAGAAAGAUGAAAGUUGGGACACCUCUCAAGGGAACAGAAUAAUGUCGCUGGUCUUUGUAGGAGCAUCUCCUUUUUCUGCUGGCUCCGAGAGAGCAGCUGGAUCUGCAGCUCAGGGUCUCGUGUCCUUUGAGGAGGUGGCUGUGGAUUUCUCGGAGGAGGAGUGGGCUCAACUGGAUCCUCACCAAAAGGCUCUUCAUGGAGAAGUCAUGCUGGAAAACUCCAGGAAUGUGGCCUCGCUGGGAACGCAGAGGACUUUCCCCCGUACUCCGCGGAAACGAACAACCACAGGAGGCAAGCCGUAUAAAUGCUUGGAAUGUGGGAAGAUCUUCAGCAAGAGUAGCAAUCUGACUUCCCACAAAAGAAUCCACACUGGGGAGAAGCCAUAUACGUGCCUAGAUUGCGGGAAAAGCUUCAGUCGGAGCAGUAGCUUUUCGGCGCAUAAAAGGAUCCACACUGGAGAGAAACCAUACGAGUGCCCCGAGUGCAGCAAGCGAUUCAGUGAGAGCAGUCAUCUCAUCGCACAUAAAAGGAUCCACACGGGGGAAAAACCUUAUGAGUGCAUCGAAUGCGGGAAAAGCUUCAGUCAGAGCAGUAGCUUUGCCGCACACAGGAGGAUCCACACGGGGGAGAAGCCCUACAAAUGUGUGGAGUGUGGGAAGAGCUUCAAUACCAGCACGCACCUGACUUCUCACAAAAGGAUCCACACAGGAGAAAAACCGUACAAAUGUACGGAGUGCGGGAAGAGCUUCAGCGAAAACGGGGCUCUGACGUCGCACAAGAGGAUUCACACAGGGGAGAAACCGUACAAAUGCACGGAGUGCGGAAAAUGCUUCAGUCAGAGCAGCUCCUUUACGCUUCAUAAAAAGAGGCAUAAAGGAGAGACACCGUAUUUAUGGAUCAAAUGGUGAAAAAGUAUUCCAGUCUGCGCUUCCUUCCUUUCUCAUAAAAGGGUCUACAAAGGAGAAGAAAUGGAGUGUCGGCGUCAGAAAAUGAGCACAAAUGAAGCUCCAGACUGCUUCCACGGCAUCCUAGCCGGAAGCCCCAGGGGAUUCUGGGGAGGAACCAGGGUCAAGAUCCCGGAAGAAGAAGAAGAAAAAGGUGCCCUCACUUGGGAUGUCCAGCGCUUCAGGGACUUUGAGUACCGGGAGGCCCAGGGGCCGCGAGAGCUUUGCAGCAGACUCCACCAGCUUUGUCACCAAUGGCUGAAACCAGAAAGGAACACAAAGGCUCAAAUGCUAGACCUGGUACUCUUGGAGCAGUUCCUGGCUGUCCUGCCUGCAGAGGUGGAGAGCUGGCGUUUCGUCACCAUUCGAGGAGACGUCGUCGGUGCAUUUUGUGCAAAGAAGCACAGUUCAAAGUGCACCGACGAUGUCUCCUCAAAUGGAAGCAGAACCAUGUCUCAGUUUUGUGAUGGAAGAGAAAAAACAACCGAACCUCCAGCUCAGGGUCCCGUCUCUUUUGAGGAGGUGGCUGUGUGUUUCACUGAAGAAGAGUGGGAUCUUCUAGAUUCCAACCAGAGGGCUCUCCAUGAAGAAGUCAUGCUGGAGAAUGCUAGGAGUGUGGCCUCUCUGGAACUGCCCAAACCAGUCUCCUGGCUGGAAGGACAAGAUCCAUUCUUCUGGAAUUCUGAAGCAGGCAACGGGCAAAAAAACAGGAAGUGCACGGAGCCCCCUCUGAAGUACUUUAGUCAAAAUUUGCUUUCCAGUUCAUACACAGGGGAGAAACCCUACAAAUGCUUCGAAUGUGGGAAGAGCUUUAUUAUGAGCAGCCACCUGCUUUCUCACCAGAGGACUCACUCGGGGAAAAAGUCGUAUAAGUGCUUGGAGUGCGGAAAGAGCUUCACCCAGAACUUCAGCCUGACAGUCCAUCAAAGAACUCACACUGGGGAAAAACCCUACGAAUGCGUGGACUGCGGGAAGUGCUUCAGCCGCAGCCAACAUCUCAUUCAGCACAGAAGCAUCCACACAGGGGAGAAACCAUUUCAAUGCACCGACUGUGGGAAGUGCUUCAGCCGCAGCCAGCAUCUCGCUCAACAUCGAAGUAUCCACACCGGAGAGAAACCAUAUAAAUGCACGGAGUGUGGAAGGCGCUUCAGCAAUAGCGGAAGUCUAAAUACCCACCAGAGAACUCACACAGGGGAGAAACCCUACAAAUGCCUCGAGUGUGGGAAGAGCUUCAGCAAGAGCAGUAACCUUACAGCCCAUAAGCGGAUCCAUACGGGGGAGAAGCCCUAUCAAUGCUUGGAGUGCGGGAAGAGCUUCAGUAAAAGGGGGAACCUUUAUAAACACCAGACGAUCCACACAGGAGAAAAACCUUACACCUGCAUGGAAUGCGGAAAAAGUUUCCGGAUGAGUGGAAACUUUUAUAAGCAUCAGAGAAUCCACACAGGAGAGAAACCCUAUGAAUGCCUGGAGUGUAGGAAACGCUUCGCCCUCAGGCACCAGUUGACUUCACAUCAAAGAACUCAUGCUGAGGAAAACCCAUUUCGAUGCUUAGUGUGCGGCAAGGACUUUAAGUAUAGCGAGCAACUUACUCAGCACGAAACCACCCACAUGGCAUCCAGCCAAAAUAGAGACGUGGUUGGAGAAACUUCAGCUCCCUUUGAGAGCUCCUAUUUCUCUUUAUAUCCUGACAAUAGUUUAAUCUCCUUUAUUUGGUCAGGAAACCGGUGAUUAUUGUCUCUUUUGGUAUCUGUGGAGGAGUUUGUGAAUAAUCUGAACCAAGAGACAUAAUGGA
Molecule: messenger RNA, 6093 nt
Organism: Pseudonaja textilis
Lineage: Eukaryota; Metazoa; Chordata; Lepidosauria; Squamata; Elapidae
Source: RefSeq, a predicted model, not a curated record